CACCCUGGUAUUCCUGUGCCUUCAUGACAAAAGCUUUCAAGUGAAGACAAGACCCUAGACCUUCCUUCUCUCUCUCUCUCUCUCUCUCGGCCAUGGAAGAAUAUUAGAACAAAGCUACAAAAUCAGCCUAUAGAAAGGACACGAUUUUCCUCUAAACAGUGGGAUUAGCGCCCCUAUAGAAGCUGUGAAACUAUUGCACUGUCAGAUAUAUCAAGAAGCUGCGGGUGAGCAAGAACAACUAAGAACAGAAACGGUCAAAACUCAAGAACUUCGGUCCCUUUUGGGCUGUUGCUUGUUGCAGAAACCUCAAUCCUGAAUUAAUCUACAAGAAGUAGAAGGAUUUGAGGUUCUGUAAGACACCGGGAUCUCUUGUUGGAGUUGAGCUGUGCUUCAUAGGAUGGGAGAGACUAGUAGUAGCUCAAGUCAUUCAAGGCAGGAUCCUUGUGUUCUUGGAAGCUAUGGCUUCCAUGGCGCCAUGGCCAACUCCACGCCUCCUGCAAACUUCUUCGAUCAGGAAGGAGCUACCUAUUUUGGAGAGCUAGAAGAGGCUUUCAUGCAUCAGGUUGCCGCACUCCGGAGGACUCAACAAGCAGCAAACACCUCCACAGCUCAUCAUGGAGACACCACGCCCGUUCUCAUUGCUGCUACUGCUACUGCUACAGCUGCAACGGCUACAGCUAGGCCGCCUCCUACACUGGACAUCUUCCCCUCAUGGCCUAUGAGGUCUCUUCACACACCCAAGGGUUCAAAUGUGACAGCAGAUAGCACGGACUCGGGUAGCAGCAGCAAGAACAACAGCGACCACAAGGCCUCUUCGGAUCAGCUCGGAGUAGCGGCAAACAUGGCAAGCCAGUUUGAUCAAGUUUCAAAGCAGCAGCAACACAAGAAUAUGGCAACAAGUUCUACUCAAAGGACUGGCAAGACACUUGAUCCAAAGACAAUCAGAAGGCUUGCUCAGAACCGAGAAGCUGCACGCAAAAGCCGGCUGCGAAAGAAGGCUUACAUUCAGCAGCUUGAAAGCAGUAAGCUGAAGCUUUCUCAGAUGGAACAGGACAUCCAGCGAGCCCGUUCCCAGGGCAUCUUACUUGGAGGAGCUCCAGGUCCAGGUGCAAACAGCAGCUCAGGCGCCGCGAUGUUCGACAUGGAGCACGCUCGGUGGCUGGAUGACCAAGGCCGGCGCAUGGCCGAGCUGCACGGAGCGCUGCACGCGCACUUGCCGGACGGUGACCUCAGAGCCAUCGUCGAUGACACCCUGACCCACUACGACCAGAUGUUCCGUCUAAAGGCCGUCGUGGCGAAGUCCGACGUGUUCCAUCUCAUCACCGGGAAGUGGGCGUCCCCUGCCGAACGUUGCUUCCUCUGGAUGGGCGGAUUCAAGCCCUCUGAUCUGCUCAAGACACUACUGCCCCAGCUUGAUCCCCUGACCGAACAUCAAGUCCUUGCCAUCUGCAACCUUCAACAGUCAUCGCAGCAGGCAGAAGAAGCUCUCUCCCAGGGACUGGAGCAGCUGCAUCAGUCAUUAGCUGACACCAUGGCUGGUGGAUCUUUGAUUGACGACGCCAACAUGAGCUUCAUGGGUCAAAUGGCUCUGGCCCUCGGCAAGCUGUCCAACCUUGAAGGCUUUGUCAUACAGGCUGAUAACUUGAGGCAGCAGACUCUUCAUCAGAUGCACAGGAUUCUGACAGUUAGGCAGGCAGCUCGAUGUUUCUUGGCCAUUGGCGAGUACCACAACCGCCUUCGUGCCCUAAGCUCCCUCUGGGCUUCUCGACCUCGAGAGAUACUGGUAGCAGGUGAAGUCAAUUGUGGAGAGCUAAGCAUCGCUGCACAACCAUCCCAAAACCAGUUUACAGCCUUCUGAUUCACAAAUAUGGUGGUACUAACCUUCAGCGUAUGAGCAAGAGAAAAUGACUGAGAAGUUUUUGAGAUGUAAUUAGCAGAUAUCUGAGAGCCACAGAAGAGAGCUGGAAAAUCAGGGAAGCUUUAGAACAGGGAGUGUUUCUGUUUUCUGAGCUUGUCUGAGAAUUUUCCGGGGAUGUCAAAUUGUUUAAUUCACUGGAGUGAGAAUGGUAAGAAAAGAACAGCUAAAAUUUGUUGUCCAGUGCUAUGUUCUUUUGCUUCUGUCAGGUCUAAAUUCUCAAAACAGCUGUUCCUACAUAAUGAGAUAAUGCUCUACGAAAUUCUACAGAUGUUUACUGGUUA
Phragmites australis (common reed) is the source of this 2199-nucleotide messenger RNA. Its product is annotated as transcription factor TGAL4-like. Gene Ontology annotation, biological process: DNA-templated transcription; regulation of DNA-templated transcription. The transcript is spliced from 13 exons. Bases 398 to 1858 code for a protein of 486 amino acids. The record is from RefSeq and is a predicted model, not a curated record. Gene Ontology annotation, molecular function: sequence-specific DNA binding; DNA-binding transcription factor activity. NCBI's taxonomy places the organism in Eukaryota, Viridiplantae, Streptophyta, Magnoliopsida, Poales, Poaceae.